CAGAUGCAGAUCGAGUGUUUGCAUGGUCAUUGCGGUAGCGGACACGAAUGCAGUAACCAGCAGUUGCAACGUCAAGCUUUUCCGCUACGGUAUAUCGCGCACCUGGAGAGCAAGGGUAUUUCUCUCAUGGCAGGUGACGCUAUCGGGCCCAAGCAAUGCAUUGGUGAGUACACAGGCGAGGUGAUCACAAAGCAGCAGUACAAGCAUCGACUUCAGCGGGCUCGUUCCAAUUGCCACAUAUACGGCAUGCUGCUGAAUAACCAGGAUGUAAUCGACGCAACUAGAAAAGGCAGCAUAAUUCGUUUUGCCAACCACAGCUGCUCUGCCAACGCUGUUAUUGAGCGUUGGGAGGUAGACGGUGAAGAGUAUUGCGGCCUCUAUGCUUUGGAGGCAAUUGCGAAAGACAACGAAAUUUCGUUUGACUACAGGGCUGAAACGUUCAUGGGGCGCGUAAGUACUCGAUGCUAUUGCAAGGCAUCCAACUGCAGAGGGUACGUCGCAAUUUAG
This is a messenger RNA of Phytophthora sojae, 507 nucleotides long. RefSeq lists its product as hypothetical. Gene Ontology annotation, molecular function: histone H3K36 methyltransferase activity; protein binding. Gene Ontology annotation, biological process: regulation of DNA-templated transcription. Gene Ontology annotation, cellular component: chromatin; nucleus. The transcript has 3 exons. Lineage: Eukaryota; Oomycota; Peronosporomycetes; Peronosporales; Peronosporaceae. The record is from RefSeq and is a predicted model, not a curated record. The annotation marks the transcript as partial.